This is a messenger RNA of Drosophila hydei, 960 nucleotides long. RefSeq lists its product as uncharacterized. Lineage: Eukaryota; Metazoa; Arthropoda; Insecta; Diptera; Drosophilidae. The record is from RefSeq and is a predicted model, not a curated record. The transcript has 2 exons. The coding region runs from base 164 to 637 and encodes 157 amino acids.
CCGGACAUAUGAAUUCAUCAUACUUUUUGGUUCGACUUACCGUCCUUACUUUUUAUAGCUGGCCGGCCAGUAGCUGGUAGGAGUCAAUGGGGCUGCAUAACAUAGUUUAAUAUUUAUAUAGAUAGAUAUAUUUAUAUAUAAAUAUAUAUUACACAUAUUUGUCAUGGCUUCGUCAUCAUAUAAGAGAAAAACGGUGCAGCUGAUCAAAUGCUUUUGCGGCUGCACAGACAUGAGCGUUGAAGAAGUGCGUCGCAUUUACACGCUCACAAAUAGUACACAUCACACGCUACUAGAUCCGCCUGCUGCGAAGCUACUACGCCGCUAUCUAGAGACGCAACGAGCGGGCGACAAAGGCGAAACGGAACAGUACCUGGAUCUCUAUGAGAAGUGCGCCGAAUUCCUGAUGGAGGAGCAGCGCAUACUCACAUUAGAUCAUAUCAACGAAUUGCUCGAUCUGGGCUUAUCCAAUCGUCUCGAAUGCGAUCUGAAGCGGCGGAUGCUCAGCGGACAGGAUUCCGACAUAAAAAGCGGUCUUAAUUGUAUUCAAGGCGAAUGUUGCAAAGAAAUUGAAUCGAGCAGCGACUUCAAGGACUUUCGAAACGCAAUUUUGGCAAAAAUGCAAAGAAUACCCAAGUAGUCGAUGUGCAUUGCUCGCUGACCAAUGCCAAACCACAGGUGCUGCCUUAUGCCUUAAUAAUAUUAAUUGUAAGCAAAUUGAAAUGUUUAUAUAAACCGCACUCUGCCUCAGCCUCAGCCCCAAUUAGAGCCCAGCGAAUUCUUUGUCCACCAAAACACAUUAGUCACAUUCAUUAGCAACAAAUCCGUGAGACGGUUUGCUAUCAUAGCAUAAUUAAAUAUUAUCUGAUUUUUAAGCGUUCCUCACCAAUGUAUUCUUACAGUUAUGUUUAGUUACGUAAAUUCCUUUGAAUGUACAUUUACACGUUCCCAAAUAUACGAAAA